Podarcis lilfordi (Lilford's wall lizard) is the source of this 10176-nucleotide messenger RNA. NCBI's taxonomy places the organism in Eukaryota, Metazoa, Chordata, Lepidosauria, Squamata, Lacertidae. The record is from the annotation of a GenBank genome assembly.
AUGCAGAGAGUACCAGUGCUGCUCUUCCUCGCCUGGACCUGCUUCCUCUUCUUCUCGGCCAUCGGACUCUUCACCAGCGGCUUCCUGCUCAUGCGUGUGGAGCUGGCCAACCGCAGCAGCUGCUCGGAUCCCCUGGCCGCCUCCCUGCCAGGGGCCAGGGCCCCCCUCGGCUCCUGCUGGCUGCCAAGGCGCUUCCCCAAAGCCGUGCUCGUCAUCAUCGACGCCCUCAAGUUUGAGUUUGCCCAGUACGACCCCUCCAGGCGGGAGCCGCGGCCUUACGAGAACAAGCUGGGGUUCCUGCACCAGCUGGCCAGUUUGCAGCCCCUGCAUGCCCGCCUCUUCCGCUUCCGGGCCGACCCUCCCACCACCACCAUGCAGCGCAUCAAGGGCAUCACCACCGGCUCCCUGCCCACCUUCAUUGACGCAGGCAGCAACUUCGCCUCCUACGCCAUCCAGGAGGACAACUUGGUCUGGCAGCUGGCGCAGAACGGUGGGUGCCUCCAGAAGGGGGCGCUGAGGGCAGGCUCUUUGCAGAAUGUCUUGCCUCUCUUAUUCUAGCUGUUGUGGACUAAGGGAGGUGCUUUCUUCAUCUUCAUUUCUUCCUUCCUUUUCCUCAGAUGCACUCUUCUCCCUACUCUUUCAUUUUUCUCCCGGGACUUAGCCUGCAAGUGCUAGUGACAAAAUGGUUCCUUUUAUGUUUCUGGUGUAGACUUGCAUCAUGUGCUACUUCCUUGUAGGUUAUGACUCGGGAGUUGAGAGCAGGCAGAUUUAUGUUUGAGGUUGGGAAGAAGCGUCUGGCAAGUUCAGUUUUGCUCCACUUGGGAUGGGGUUGCUUUGACCUGCGGAACAUGAGAGCCAGGGCCCUGGUCUCUGUGGUGUAUAUUGUGGUUUGGAGGCAGUAGCUGGAUCUGGGCGUAGGCCAGCCAUCCUUCUACGCUGGGCAUAUGACUUCAUGGCAUGUCAUCCAGGCUUUUCAAUUGCCACUUGCCUGGCUGCUUGUGGUGAGGGGAAAUGGCCUCCAAAGCGACUAGGCGGGGAUGUUGUACAAAAGCUUGUUCCCUGUUAUGCUUCAGACUGACAGGUUACUCUGAAAAGACUACUGCAGAAGUACGUGGGGAAAUAAAUUAGUACAAAACUGGCCGUAAACUAAUUCUUGAUGUGGUCUUAUAUAUUCUGGGGACUUUAGCCUUUGUGGUUUGAUGAUGCAGGUUGGAGGAAACGUUCAGACAGGGACCUCUUUUGUGGCUACAUACACUGAGCACCAGCUCAAAUCAGCAGGGAGAACUCAAGAGGUUGCGGGGGUCUGUCUGUGCUGUGUUUGCUACCAAGGCAGAAUGUGGGCAUGAAAUGUGUGGAAUGGUGUGGGUCAUUGUUGAUUGUUUGUUUAGCACAUUUAUAAAUGGUUUCAUAUUUUGAAAAGAAAUUUUUAAAGUGAUGUACAAUGUAGAAACUAUAAACAAUAUGCUUGCUGAAGCUGCCUCAGCACCUCAAGGAAAGCAGACUGUGGCUUUCAGUUCUUCCCAUAUGUAUUUUUUUUUUUAGAAAACCCAAACUUUUGUCAGGUGGAAACUGCACCACUGUGUUAUUGGCUCAAAGGAGCUGAUCUGUAGUGACUGUGAUGCUGUUUCCCUGAGCUGGAGGAGAGCUGUGUGCAUAUCCCUCCUUGGCCUUGAAGGCUCUGGUUGGGUGGCUCUGAAGAUGGAUUUCCUGAGCUCUCUAGAAAGGUGCCAAGAGAGACGGAACCUGGAGCUCCUGGACUCCACUGACUAGGUUUUGGCUCCCUAACUUGGUGACCUGCUCAUUGCUGUGCUCUAAACACCCCUCUCUCAUUCCCCCCCUUUGCAGGGAAAAGAGUGGUGUUCAUGGGGGACGACACCUGGGACGGGCUUUUCCCCCAGGCCUUCCACCGCUCGUACUUCUUCCCUUCUUUCAACGUGAAGGAUCUUCACACUGUAGAUGAUGGAAUCCUGCAGCAUUUAUAUGAGACAGGUGAGCCGCUGUUCCAGGCUGGAGUUCUUGGCUCCCUUUUCAUGCCAGGUUGCUGGAGGAAACAGGCGGAGCAGGCAGAGGCACUUUGCAGCCGGGUGAGAGGCCUGCUGGGAGUGGCUUGCCCUCUGUCUGCCCUACGUGUUCUCUGUCCAUAACCUUGAAGGGUGAUGUGGCCUUGAAGGCUUCAGCUCUGGUGUGGCUCUAGCCCCCUUGUGCCAGCCAGAAUCCUUGAGGAAGAGACAUUCUAAAUUGUUAAAGAGUUAUUGAAAAUUGUUUUUUGCAAAAGGGGGAAUAUUGAAAAAAUUGUAAUGUUUUGUUUUUAAUGGGAAAACCUUGUUUUCAAAAUGGAUUGCCUUGCCUUGAAUUUAUGUCAGCUUUAAAAAGGGAAGUAGGCUGCCUCAUCAAAUUUUGUUUUUGAAACGACUUGUUUUGCACUAAGCACGGCUCUGCAAAUCGCAUGAAUGGAAUUUCUUCACCCACAAUAACAUCCUUUCCGGGUGGUUUUUCCAAUGAGAAGCCACUCAUCCUCCACCAGCCCUUGUCACCCCCUGCCCUCUGCUGGCAGCAAAGUCUUAAAACGUCUGCUGGCUUUUUGCCUGCCUCUCAUUGUCUCCUCCCUGUGUCUUCAAGGCCUGGCCCUGAGCACAUCUGAAGGGGGAGGGGGAGAAAUCUGCUCCUGCUCUUCCUCUCAGCAUUGGCUGCCUCUCAGAGCGGAAGGGGCAAGUCUUCAUGCUUCUCCCCCCCCCCUCUCCCUCUCUCUGUGGUGGCGCAGUCGAUGGUGGCGAGUGGGAGUUGCUGAUUGCCCACUUCUUGGGCGUGGAUCACUGUGGCCAUAAGCAUGGACCAGACCAUCCGGAAAUGGCCAAGAAGCUCUCGCAGAUGAAUGACAUGCUCAGGUGAGCUGGUUUCUCAGGUCAUGUGGGUGCCCCUGGCUUCUCAGCACCAGCCCAUUGUGUGCCAAGGACUGAAGCAGGAUGAGCAGCAGCUGGGCCUUCCAGAGGAAUGUGGAUUGUGCUGGCCAGCGCUGGGAGGGGCAGAAGUGGGAGUUCUCCUGCUUGUUUUAUUCUCCUUCCUCUGCUUUGGGCUCCAGCUGCUUGGGGACCUCAAAGGUCUUUGGACGUUUGCAUUAUGUUAGGGGCCCCUUUGCCAACCUGGUGCCCACUAGACAUUUUGGAGUGCAUCAGGCCCUGCCAGCAUGACUCUGCUGGGAGUUGUAGUUCAGAGCACCUGGAGGGCACCAGGUGGGCGACAGCUGUGUCAAUGUCCCUUUAAACAUUAGCUUUUGAGCUCCUUGUAGAGAGUGCUCUUGGAUGAGCCUCUGAUUCAGACUCUGAAGGACCCCCUGGAGGCAGUUUGAACUGGAGCCACUUGGCCAGCGUUGCCCCAACCAGGAUUUGAGCCCUGGCCCUCCCUGGAAGGGAAACAGCUGGCCUGGAGCCCCAGGACCUGCACCCUGGAAGUUAAGCCCCAGAGUUGGUUUGCUGCAGGAGAGCAUCUCAGGCUGUGAGUCAGAAAGUCCCCUGUCAAACCUGCAUUUGGGCUCAGGCGCCCCUGAAGGUCCUGCCUAAACAACAUGGCUGGUGCCCACCCACUUUGCCGUGGGGGGCACCCGCUGGCACAGGGAGGCGGCUGAAGUCCCGUGUUGUUGAUGGACAGGUCACUGGUUGACCACCUGGCGAAUGACACGCUGCUCCUGGUAGCAGGGGACCACGGCAUGACGGGGACCGGAGACCACGGAGGGGACAGCGAGGAGGAGGUCAACGCAGCCCUCUUUGUGUACAGCAAAGCCCAGCUGUUCCAGAGCCACCCGCCUCAGGUAAGCCAGGUGGAGGAAGGCUCUCUCUCUCUCUCUCUCUCUCUCUCUCUCUCUCUCUCUCUGUUGCACUUCCAAAGGGAUCUUUCCCUUCCCACCUUUUGCAUCUGGUCAGCCACUGUGAGAAAGGAGGCUGGACUAGAUGGGCCAUCAGCCGGACCCAGCAGGCUCUAAGUUACCUUCUUAGGUGGCGGAGAGCUUGUUGCAACUGGUGCAAAUAACCCCUUGGCCAGCUGCGCUUGGGAAAGGAGAUGGAUGCUCUUUUUCAGGCUUCUUACCUUUUAGAGCUGAAGAGUGCGGUCAUGGCUGCCUGCCAGGUUCUUGCUGGCUGGCUGGGUGAGGAGAAGGCGGGAGGCUUUUGAGAAGGCAAAAGGCUUGUGCCCCUGUGGCAUGGCUUCCGUCUUGGAUGCAGGAGCCCCAGGAUCAAUCCCCGAUGGCACCUCCAGGCCAGGAUGGGAGAGGCUCCUGCCUGCAACCCUGGAGAGCCACUGCUGUCAGUCUGGGUAGACGUAACUGAGCCAGAGGGACCCAAUGGUCUGAGUCUGUACCAGGCGGCUUCCUGUGCUCCUGGUGCUGCUUGCCUGCUGUGGGUGGGUGGGGUCCUGGGGUCCCCACGGGGUGCUGUUCUCCCUGCCCUUCAGCAGCCGGACCCCUCGCUUCCUCCCUCUCUCCAGGAGCCAGAGACCGUCCCGCAGGUGAACCUGGUCCCCACGCUGGCCCUGCUGCUGGGGGUGCCGGUGCCCUACAGCAACAUCGGGGAAGUGAUGGCUGAGCUGUUUGCCGCAGAGGGCGGCGCUGCCUCUUCGCUCCUCGCCCAGCUGGAGGCAUACAGCGUCAACGCCCGGCAGGUAAGAGGAGCUCGGCGGCCGGAUCUUGAGGCAAAAGGCUCCUUAGAGUUCCUCCCCCUUGAGUGUUCCUGCGCUCAGUGACGGAGACACUUGGCGUUGCAGGUCGACCGCUUCCUGCGCUCCUACUCACGGGCAGCCCAGGACAUAUCGGUAGAGAAGAUGCGGCGGCUCCAGGACCUCUUCUCUGCUGCCGUGGAAGAGCAUGAGCAGCUCUCCGCCCAGCUGGGGCCUCCUGCUCUGCCUCACCUGGAGCACCUCCGGGGCCGCUUCCGGCGCUAUCUGCAGGAGGCGAGGGCCGUCUGCGCUGAGUCCUGGGCCCGCUUCCACCCGGCCCGCAUGCUGGCUGGCUGCGCCCUGCUGACGUCUUCCUGUGUGCUGUGUUACGUUGCCUCCAGAGUGGCCUCGGGCCUCAGCUUCUCCUACCGACGCCUCCUCCUCUACCCCGUCCUCUGGGGUGUGGUGGGGGUGGCUCUGCCCAGCCUGGCUCACCUCCUCGGCUGGGCCGCUGCGGACCUUGUCCUGCUCUCCUCCUGGGGAGCGGCGGCCUCCCAGUGCGGCUUCUUCUGGCACUGCUGGGCCAAGCGGCCAUGGAGGAGCCACGCGGCCAGCGCUUGUUCUCCCUCUGUGGGCACCAGCCUGAGGCAGAGGCUGCGAGCAUCGGGGCUGGGCCUGCCCGGAGGCAUCCUGCUGGCUCGCUGCGGCGCCAUGCUCUCAGACAGCUUCGUGGUGGCCGAGGCGCAGGUGGCGCCCUUCCUGCUGGCCUCGCUGGUUCUGCUGCUGGUGCUGCGCCUGCACUGGGAGGGGCGGCUGGAGGGCGGCUCCCCCCCGGCCCUGCGGCUGCUGGGGCUGCUGGGCGUGGUCCUCACCUGCGCCCGCCUCUCGGCGCUCUUCCGGCAGUGCCGCGAGGAGACCCCCUGCUGCCGCUCCUCGACGCUCCUGGCCCCGCUCUCCAGCCUGCAGGACCCGGGGGCCAAGAACUCCUGCUACCUCCUCUGCCUGGCCGUGCUGGCCCUCCUGGCCUGGGGCGUGCGCCGCUGGCUGCGCCACUACGGCAACCUCAACAGCCCCAGUGCCCCGGUGCUCUUUGUGCGCUGGGGCUUCCCGCUGCUGGCCGUCUGCGUGGGGGGCUACUGGGCCAUCACCUCCGGGGCCGAGGAGGCCCUGGUCAAGCUGCACGCCUGGGUGCAGCUGGCCCUGGUGGCCUUCCCCCAGGGGAUCUUCGGCCUGGUGCUGGUGGGGCUCCUGCUGGUCCUCUGGGACCCCGUGACCGUCUUUGUGCGCGACAGCCGGGAGCCGGCCGAGGCCCCCAUCGUCUCGCCCAGCUCCCAGGCGGAGCUCCAGCACGUCAUCCCCCAGCUCUACCGGCGCAUGCAGCAGUCCCUGAAGAGCCGCCUGGACGAGGCCAGGUCGGGCGGCAGGGCCACGGUGGCUGCCUACGGGCUGGGCAGCGUCUACUCGGCCGCGCUCCUCAUCUGCCUGGCCCUGCUGGGCUUCCUCUUCAUGACGCUGCACAGCGAGCGGCUCAGCCUGGCCUUCCUGCUGCUCUUCCUCGAGGCCUUCGCGCUGCUCUGGAUGCACGCCUGCGCCGUGGCUCUCUCCUCCUCCUCCUCCUCCUCCUCCUCGCAGGCUGGUGAGUAAGGGCACGGCCCUGGAUCUCCGCUCCUCCUGAGUCAGGGCUGUGGACAGCGUCCUCUUCCAGGAAGGGCUUUGCUCUCAGAGAAAUGGCAGAAGCUCAAAAUGGCCCAGCUGUUAACUGUUAAGGCAUAAUGGUGCCCUAGGAAUCUGCAGGGGAGGUCCCCGGGAAGAGGGGAGCGGGAGGAGGCCACAGUAACUGCAAAGCAAGCAGUGUGGUGCAGGGGUUUGAGUGGCAGACUAGGAUCUGGGAGACCAGGGAUCUCUGCUUGCUCAAUGGGAUGUUCCCCACCUCUCCAUUGGAUUUUGCAUAAAUGUGCAAUUUACUAUUAGAGUUUUGAAUUUUGUUGUGUUGUUAUCUUCUUCAGUGGGGCAUGCAAACAGCUAUUCUGAAUAACCCUUUUUAAAAGGUGGGGAUGAGUUUAUGGAACUGAGGGGAGGGCGGUUGCCCCAAAAUACUUGGGAACCUCUGGCAGGGGAGAGGGGAGUCUCGCCAGGCGAGUGGAAAUCCUUGCACUGAUGGGGUGGGUUAGUUGAACGUAAUUCUGGUUCCCGCCGUGGAAGCUCUGCCGCGUUGUGUCUCCAGGGGUUCCUUGCUGGCCCUGACGGUUCUCGUCCUCCUACCCCCAGAUCCCUUCGUGGUGCCCUGGUACGCCCUCAUCGCCUGGGCUCUCGCUGCCGCCCAGUUCUUCUAUGCCACAGGCCACCAGCCAGUCUUCCCAGCCAUCCACUGGAACGCAGCCUUUGUCGGCUUCCAGCAGGGGCAUGAAACCAACCUGCUGCCGGCGCUCCUGGUCGGGGCCAACACCUUCGCCUCCCACAUCCUCUUUGCAGGUGAGUCCGCUGCCUCCGGGAAAGGCCCCAAGACUCUUUCUCUGAGCUUGCAACAGGCAGAGCGUGAAUGGUGCUUGCUUUGGCCCCAGGUAAGUGACUGCGGAGGGUGGCUUGACAAAGGCUGCCUGCUCAGCACUAAGAGUUGGGUUUGGGUAGCAAAUGAAGACUCUUGGCAUCCACAGCAGAGGCAGGGAGCCUGUGGACUCCCCGGCAUUGCUGGACUCCGAUUCCCAGCAUUCAGCGUGGCCACUUGUCGGGGGUGCUGGGAGUCGAGGUACAGCUGCACCUGGAGAGACACGGCCUCCCCACUCCUGAUCUACAGGCCCACAGCAGCUCCCGAAAUAUCACCAGCAUCUUGGCAUCGGCAAUAGGAGUGUGUGUGUGUGGGGGGGUCUGUUUAUGGGGCCUUACCUGGGAAGAGAAGACUGGGGUGCCCCCCACCCGGCAUCUGUUAACAUAGCUUGGCUUUUGCUUUUCUCCCUAGCUUUGCCAGGCAUGGGAACUGCUAUGAGGCAAGCACCCACACAUGGUUUUAGGCACCUGCUUAAAGCUUCUUUAUUUCAGAAAACCUACCUAGAAUUUUGCUUGUUUUGCAUGUUUGCUGAUUUCAUCUGCAUUUUAUUGAUGACUUUGCAGUCCUCAAUACAGCACAUGGAGAAUUUUCUGAUUAAGUGGUCUGUUUUUUUCUUUCUGACCUGAGGGCGUCAGAGAGUGGAGUCUGGUGGGACCUGGUUCUUGAUUGCCUAUUUGGCUGAAGGGGAGGGGGCAUAAUCCCCCCAGGCAUUGCUUAGCACAGUGUUUUCCAAAGUGGGCGGAACUGGCGGGGGUGCUGGGGUUUCCUAAGGGGGGAGGCAAAGAGGUGUAAAUGGCUAGCUGACUUCAAAAAGCUGAUAUCCUUGAAUCAAGCUCAUCAGUUUCAUUGAAUUAAUUAAACUGAAUAGUUUUACUUGGAUUCUGAAUAAAUUUGCAAUUUUUAUUUUUUUGCAUACCGUAGAUUCCCAUGUAUUAGCCGACUUUUUAACCCUGGAAAAGAGGUUAAGAAGUCGGGGGUCGUCUUAUACGCGGGAUAUGGGCGGCAGGCGGCGGGCUCUGCGCGGGAGAGAGCUUUCUCCCGGGGCGAAGCAUAGCCCGCUGCUGCUCCUGCUGCGAGCUCCGCACCAGGAGAAAGCUGCCCAGCACGGAGCCUGCCCAGCUGCUGCUCUGGAAGUAGCAGCAGCAGCGGACGGCGGGCUCUGCUCUGCACCGGGUGGCUUUCUCCCGGCGUGGAGCUGCCCAGCAUAUUAAGCGACUGGGCUUAUAAGACGAACCCCCAAAUUGCAGCUGCCAAUUUCGGGGGUCGUCUAAUAGGCCCAGUCGCCUAAUAUGCCGGAAUCUACGGUAAUUUUUAUUGAGUUUUCCAUAUUUCAUUACAUUUUCAUUACACAAAUCCGUAACUUAAAGCAUCUGAAUAAAUUUGCAAUUAAUUGUUACUGUUUUGAGUUGUAUUGUGUUAUUUUCUUCCUAAGUGGACUGUGCAAAACACUAUUCUGAAUAAUGCUUUUUAUAGGCAGGGUAACAGGUGCUGGGGCUGGGGCUGCGUUGAUGGAACCAAGUGAGUGGGGCCCCGAAAGAGUUUGGGAAGCACUGAUUUAGAGGGAUUUAUCUUCUCGCCCCUUUCUUUUUUCCUCUGGGUUCCAUCAGCUGAUGGUCCCUGGCAUUCUCUCCAGUGACCCCUCUCUCUUCCUCCUUUCCUCGAGGUAGCUGGCUGCCCUUUGCUUCUGCUUUGGCCGUUUGUCUGUGAAAUGCCCACCGCCUCCAAGGGCAAGAAGCCGAAGGCAGAGCCUCCAGACAGGGAGGAGCAGAUGAUGGAGAUGAGGCUCCGGGAAGCCCCAGAGAAGUUUUCAGCAGCGCUUCUGCAGCUGGGGCUCAAGUACCUGCUUGUUCUGGGGGUUCAGGUACGUGCCUGGAAGCAAACACCGGGGGAGGCCUUUUUCUGCAAGCCAGAGAGAGGGAGGGAGAGGCGGCGAUGGGGACUGGUGGGCUGUGCAUGUGAGGAUACAGUGAAUGAAUGCCAGGAGUUUUACCUGCAGCCUGAACUCCUUUUCUUUCCCCCAUAGAUUCUGGCUUGUGUCUUGGCAGCGAUCAUCCUCAGAAGGCACCUUAUGGUCUGGAAGGUGUUUGCCCCCAAGUAAGUUGUGCAAGUGUCCUGUGGCUCUGUCCCCCCCCCCCCCCUGUGUCCUGGCAGGGAAAGGGUUGGGUGUUUCAGAGCCCAGGGCUGCCAGGCAGAGUUGCAAGGCUGGGUGGGAAAUGGGUGGUCUGAGUUAGAGUUCUGUCAGCUGUAGGCUGCUCUCUCUCUCUGUCUUUUGUAUUAUUUUUUUAUUUCAAAUAUACAAAUAAAUACAUAGAUAACAGACACAUGCAUUAAUAACCACUACAGAAAUCAAAUAAUAUCAGACUUAAUAACCUUACAUCUCUACAUAUAUAUAUAUAUAUAAUGAAACAAACAGAAGGAAAGGAAAAAGACAAAGACAGUGGCAGAAACAACAUAAGAUUCUUCCAUUCAAUACUAUUCAGAAAGAGAAAGCGCUGACCUGGCAGUUAACGGGGGCUGCAGGAAUCGAGAGACGCAUUGGCCGACUUCAGGGUUUUUCCCACACUGUGAUUUUUGCAUAGCACAUGCACACAUCAUGAUUCGCAAUAUAUUGCCAGGUCAAAAAUUAUGAAACCGGUAUCAUGAUAAGGACUUCAAAGCGGUUUUGGACGAUAUAUCGCCUAGCCCUACCACCCAGCACAGAAAUGAGUAGUUGACUUGCCCCUGAGUUGCCCCUGUAGUGUCUUCACUAGCUGCCCCCCCUCCCAGUGUUCCCCUCUUCCCUCAGGGCUUAAAAUUGGGGCCUCCCGUGGAGCCUUUGCGGUACUUUCCUCACCUGGGGCUUCUGUUCCGCUUCCAGGUUCCUCUUUGAAGCGCUGGGCUUCAUGGUGAGCAGCCUCUUCCUCCUGCUGGGCAUCGGCCUGGUGAUGCGGGUGGACUGCGCCGUCAGCCUGUGGUUCAAGCAGCUCAUCCUUGCUCAGUCCAGGUAG